Messenger RNA from Camelina sativa (false flax), 609 nucleotides. NCBI's taxonomy places the organism in Eukaryota, Viridiplantae, Streptophyta, Magnoliopsida, Brassicales, Brassicaceae. The record is from RefSeq and is a predicted model, not a curated record.
AUGUUACUUGACAUAUCCAAGCAGAAGGCUAGGAAUCAAGCCAAGAGAGAUCUAGAUGAUAUUGGAACAGCUGUGAUUCCAAACAAACUUGAAGCCCCAGGUUCAUUCAACCUGCCAUGCUCCCUCAACUACAUGCACUUCAACAAGUGCCUCUGUGAUCUUGGAGCCUCUGUUAGUGUUAGGCAUUACUCAAUAGCAGAAAAGCUGGGAUAUGAAGAAUUCACGCCUAGUAACCUUUAUAUAAGUCUAGCUGAUGGUUCAAACAAGGAUGUGGUUGUUAAACUGGAGAACUUUCCAGUAAAGAUAGGCAAGGCAAGGAUUCCUACUGAUUUUGUCAUAAUAGAAAUGGAGAAAGAGCUUGAAGACCCAAUCAUUCUAGGGAGACCAUUAUUAGCUAUAGUUGGAGCCAUUAUUGAUGUGAAAAAGGUGGACUCCAAAGAUAAGGUUUCAGCUCAUGAGGAAUCUGUUCAAGACCUCAAAGUUUCAGUGCAAGAGUUGACUGAUCUAGUGAAGGAUCUUCAAGUGCAACUCAAACAGAAAUCUUUGAAGAAAGCAAGGCCAAGAUUCAAGCUCAAGAAGAAACAAGUUCAAGUGUCAAGGCUGUUAUGA